Solea solea (common sole) is the source of this 1696-nucleotide messenger RNA. RefSeq names its product olfactory receptor class A-like protein 1. The transcript has 2 exons. Gene Ontology annotation, cellular component: membrane. Gene Ontology annotation, biological process: G protein-coupled receptor signaling pathway. NCBI's taxonomy places the organism in Eukaryota, Metazoa, Chordata, Actinopteri, Pleuronectiformes, Soleidae. The record is from RefSeq and is a predicted model, not a curated record. Bases 47 to 1015 code for a protein of 322 amino acids. Gene Ontology annotation, molecular function: pheromone receptor activity.
GAGACAGGGUCCUGUGUAAACUGUGGAUGCUUGACUGUUCUUAGGAAUGCCAUCAGAACAGUUGAUUCGUGGGAUGCUCUAUCUGUCUCUUACCGUGGUCGGAGUCCCAGGUAACAUUGCUGUCAUCCUUGCAUUCCUUCUACUGCUGCAUCAAGAGAACCGGCUCCUCCCAGCCGAUGCCAUCGUCCUGCAUCUGGCUUGUGCAAACCUGCUGGUGGUGGGUGUUCGCUGUCUGCUGGAAACCCUUGCUUCCUUCCAGCUGGCUGUAAUCUUUGACGACAUCAGCUGUAAAGCCAUCAUUUUUGUCUACAGAACCUCCCGCUCCCUCUCUAUCUGGCUCACCUUCGUCCUGAGUGCCUACCAGUGUCUGAGCAUUGCUCCUCCAGGAUCACGCUGGGCCUCCAUGCGUCACUUGGUGGACAAGUAUUUGGGUGUUGUGUUCUUUCUCCUCUGGCUUAUCAACACCUGCAUGAGCUCAGGUGCUAUACUCUUUUCCUCUGGCAGACUGAAUAACUCCACCAUGAUAAGCUAUGGCAUUAAUGUGCAAUUCUGUUACGUGAGCUUCCCCUCAAAGCUGUCCAAAGAGGCCAAUGGGGCGGCUCAGGUGGGCAGAGAUGUGGUGCCCAUGGCUCUUAUGGCCCUAGCCAGUCUGAUCAUCCUGGUCUUUCUCUACAAGCACAGCCGGCAGGUGAAAGGCCUCCGCAGCAGCAGUGGUGGUGGAGGUGGAGGAGGUGGAGGGGCAGAGAAACGAGCUGCUAAAGCUGUGGUAGCACUUGUGACCUUGUACGUGGUCCUCUAUGGGGUCGACAAUGGACUAUGGGUGUACACUCUCACUGUGAGAAAAACCAUGACCACCUCACUGAUCUCUGACCUGCGUAUAUUCUUCUCCUCACUCUAUGCAGCACUAAGCCCUGUGGUGAUCAUUGCAUCGAACAGAAAGGUGAACAGCAGACUGGGGUGUGCAGUGCAGGAGAAACACGUUGAAGAGAGAGUCACAGAUAUCUCUAUGAUGUGAGGCCUGCUGAUGACUCACAGGGGAAGCAAAGAUGAUGUGGGCUUAUCUUUGCUUGAGUCUGGGUCAUAUGACGGUCAUUCUGGGUUUUUUUAUGUACAGCAAAUUAUAUUUUGUGAUCACAGAUGCAGGAGAGACUGUGGUGUGGCUCAUAAUAAUGAUGUCUUUCUUCUUACGUUUAUUUAAACAUUUUCAUGAGAAUUAACACCUGUGGCUUUGGAUAAUGUGGUGUACCUGUAAGCUGGAGGCGAACCUGUUGUCCCAUUAAGGAGAAAACUGUCACCAAAACACUGUUAAUUAAUCCUCGAUCCUCUUAUCUGCACUAUCUUGCUUUGUUUUCUUUCUAUGUUGUGUCACCUUUACCUUAAUUGGGUGGAAGAAUUAUAGCUGUGCAACUCAGGACUCUGUCAAAUGAUUUCCAUCUCCCUGUUCAGCUAUAAUUAAGUAUUUGAGAAGUAUUGUGAAAAUGUUAGAGGUUAAUUGUCCCUUACAGAAUAUGUUAAAAGCUUAUAUGUAAAAACUAUAUUAACCCUUAGUGCUCACGCAGCACAGAUCUGUGCCUCAGAUGCACUUAUGGUAAUUUGCCGUGGAAAUAAUACACAACUCCUUAUAUGGACAUCCUGGGGAUGUAUUUAUAGGUCACUUAUUAUUUUUUCCGUCUUCUUAUGUGUUGUUGAGUCAAGU